Messenger RNA from Apis mellifera (honey bee), 1839 nucleotides. RefSeq names its product probable cytosolic Fe-S cluster assembly factor AGAP009023. Lineage: Eukaryota; Metazoa; Arthropoda; Insecta; Hymenoptera; Apidae. Gene Ontology annotation, cellular component: cytosolic [4Fe-4S] assembly targeting complex. Bases 93 to 1577 code for a protein of 494 amino acids. The record is from RefSeq and is a predicted model, not a curated record. Gene Ontology annotation, molecular function: 4 iron, 4 sulfur cluster binding. The transcript is spliced from 8 exons. Gene Ontology annotation, biological process: iron-sulfur cluster assembly.
UAUUAUUCUUCUUUAAAAGACACUGAGGAUAUUGCCAUGUUACAGGCGCAUACUUACCCCCUAAAUCAAUGUAGAUAACUUGCGUCUGUUAUAUGGUGGGAAAAUCAUGGUUAAAUAAAAUGGCAUCACGAUUUAGUGGAGCACUACAAAUUACAAAUUUAGAUGAUUUCAUUACUCCUUCUCAGGAAUGUAUAAAACCUAUAGAAAUUCAAGCAUUAAAGAGUAAAACUGGGGCAAAAAUAAAAAUUGAGAAAGAUGGAACACCUAUAGCAUUAAAUGAAACUGGACAAUUUAAAAAAUUAGAGAAAGUUGAAAUUACACUUGCUGAUUGUUUAGCUUGUAGUGGUUGUAUAACAUCUGCAGAAAGUAUAUUAGUUACACAACAAAGUCAAGAAGAAUUAAUGCGAGUAUUUAGAGAAAAAACUCAAUAUCAGAGUAGAGAUGGUAUAAGCUCAACAUUUAUUGUAGUUAGUCUUUCGGUGCAAGCAGUAUUAUCCAUAGCAGAACAUUAUAAUCUUAAUUCAGAACAAGCACUAAAUAAACUUGCAGGAUAUUUUUAUCAGUUAGGAGCAGAUAUAGUUUUAGAUAUGACUGUGGCUGAUGAUUUUGCUCUCUUAGAAUCUGCUAAAGAAUUUAUACAACGUUAUAGAGCAAAUAAAAAUGGUGCAAAAAAUCAAUUGCCUAUGUUAUCUUCUUCCUGUCCAGGUUGGGUAUGCUACGCUGAAAAAACACAUGGUAAUUUUAUACUUCCAUAUAUAAGUGUUACAAAAUCUCCUCAACAAAUUAUGGGAUCAUUAGUUAAAUAUCAUUUAGCUAAAAUUAUGGAUCUUUCACCAAAACAAAUUUAUCAUAUAACUGUUAUGCCUUGUUAUGAUAAAAAAUUGGAAGCAUCCAGAGAAGAUUUUUAUGAUCAUGAAAUAAAAUCUAGAGAUGUAGAUUGUGUUAUAACUCCAAUUGAAAUAGAGCAAAUGUUUAAUGAAUAUAAUGUGAUAUUAAGUGAAAUAAAAAUUGAAAAAAAAAUUCAAAGAAUAUUUGAAUCAAAAAUGAAAUAUUUGAAAAACGACUUAUAUGGUCAUAGUGGUUCAGGAUCCGGAGGUUAUGCCGAAUUUAUUCUUCGUUAUGCUGCAAAAUAUUUAUUCAAUGAAACAGAUAUAAUAAUUGAAUUUAAAAGUCUUAGAAAUCCUGAUUUUCAAGAAGCAGUUUUUCAAAAAGAUGGUCAGAUACUCUUAACAUUUGCAAUUGCUAAUGGAUUUAGAAAUAUACAAAAUCUUGUACAAAAAUUGAAGCGUGGAAAAUGUCUAUAUGACUAUGUUGAAAUUAUGGCAUGUCCUUGUGGAUGUCUUAAUGGAGGAGCACAAAUUAGACCUUUAAAUAAUGUUCAAUCACGUGAACUGGCAUUAAAAUUAGAAUCUAUAUAUCGAGAACUUCCUCAAAGUGAUCCUGAACAAAAUUUAAUAGUGAAAAAUUUAUACAAAAAUUGGUUAGGAGGAGAAUAUACAGACAAAGCUUUAGCAUAUUUUCAUACUCAAUAUCAUGAAAUAAAGAAAGUAAAUACUGCUCUUGCUAUAAAAUGGUAAUUUAUGAUAAAUAUAUAUUAUUAUUAAUUUAAAUUAGAAUUUUUAAAUACAACUAAUAUCAAAUUAAUAUGAUUUAAAAAUAUAGUUGUAUGAUUAGAUGUAUAUUUAUUCUAUUACUAUUAUAUAUUAAAAAACCUUAAUUGUUGGCAAAUAUUCAUUAAAGAAUAUAAAAGACAAAUUUUUAAUAAAUAUUUAUAUCUUUUAUAAAAAAAAAAAUAAUUUAAUAAUAUACAUGUAAAUAUAAAUUUGAUAUUAUAUAGAG